This is a messenger RNA of Drosophila persimilis, 1820 nucleotides long. RefSeq names its product transmembrane protein 41 homolog (gene stas). The record is from RefSeq and is a predicted model, not a curated record. Bases 533 to 1558 code for a protein of 341 amino acids. The transcript has 4 exons. Lineage: Eukaryota; Metazoa; Arthropoda; Insecta; Diptera; Drosophilidae. Gene Ontology annotation, cellular component: endoplasmic reticulum membrane.
UUGAGCAUUUUCGUCAGCGCCCGCGCGAUCAACGUCACUUAGAAACUAAAUUAGUACAAAUGUGAACAGUCGUUUUUCGGUCUAGUAAGAUGCAAUAUAGAUAUUGUGUUCGUGAGUUCCCUUAAUUUGUUGUUUUAUUGAUUAAAUUGUGACUGGAAUACAUACACACUUGCAAACAUCAUCGUAGAGCAAAAAGGAGCGUGAAACCAACAAUUACUGGCGCGCAAAUAUACAAAAAAAUACCUUCGCACAGAUCCGCAAACACACAUACGCACGUACAUACAUAUAUAUAUAUAUAUAUUGCUUAUGUAUAUACGUAUAUUCAGUUCUGUCCAACAACAAAAGCCGUUGCUAAUUUUUGCUUAGACGCUAAAUGCUAAAUGUCUCAAAUAUAGUACAAAGGAAAUAAAACCAGCCAGAGACCACAGAUUCACGCCCACACACACCUUCUGAAAGCCGCCGCCCCUCCCUUACAUUUUUUACGUGCAGCUGGAUUUGAAAAACAAAAAAAGACAGCUAAUCUUUACGCGUCAUGGCCUGUCGAAUGGAGAAUAACAGCAGAGCCAGCGGUAGUGGCAACGGCGAUGCACUGCCCACAUCUUCACUUAACGGUGCCAUUACUGAUAAGAUGGCGACGAUGAAUCUAGACAGGUCUGAAACAACAACAACAACCAUGCGUAGUAAUGGCAAGCAUAAACCACCGAUGGAGGAGCUAGCACAACUCCUGCAGCAACAGGAGCAGCAAUCCCCACAGGAAUUGCAACAACAACCACAGCAACAGCAGCAGACACCGCAAAAACAGGCCAUGUCUGCGGAUGAGCGAAAGGCUACCAAGAAAUCUCUAGUCAUUGUUGCAGCAAUAUUCGUUGCCAGUGUGGCGACCAUGUGCUAUGUCUAUGCAAUAUUUCCCGAAUUGAAUGAGUCUGAGAAGCAACAUUUGAAAAUACCGCGUGAUAUACAAGAUGCUAAAAUGCUGGCCAAAGUCCUCGAUCGCUACAAGGAUAUGUAUUACUUUGAAGUGAUGUUCGGCGUAGUUGUCGCCUAUGUAUUCCUACAAACAUUCGCCAUUCCCGGUUCACUAUUCCUGUCGAUUUUACUCGGCUUCCUUUACAAGUUCCCCAUCGCCCUGUUCCUGAUCUGUUUCUGUUCGGCGCUGGGGGCCACACUCUGCUACACACUCUCAAAUCUGGUGGGACGGCGCCUUAUCCGUCACUUCUGGCCAAAGAAGACCAGUGAAUGGUCGAAGCACGUGGAGGAGUAUCGGGACAGUCUCUUCAACUACAUGCUGUUCCUGCGCAUGACACCAAUUUUGCCGAAUUGGUUCAUCAAUCUGGCCUCGCCCGUUAUCGGAGUGCCGUUGCACACCUUCGCCCUGGGCACGUUCUGCGGUGUGGCGCCGCCCUCGGUGAUCGCCAUACAGGCAGGCAAAACCUUACAGAAGAUGACCAGUUCGAGUGAGGCCUUCUCCUGGACCUCGAUGGGGAUACUGACGGUGUGUGCCUGCGCAUCUCUCCUGCCCGGACUCCUAAAGAACAAGUUUAAGAAGAAGGAGGCGUAAAUGCAUUAACGGGGGCUAAGGAGGGGAUGCACAUGCCAUACCCACAUGCCCAUACCAUAUACCGAUUGACCCGAGCGCCUGGGACUGGGACACUCGACUGCGCGAAUAUACCACAUCCAAGGAUCCAACGAUGCUGGCGUGUUGGAGUUUCCCAAAAUGCUAUUUCCAAAAACAAAACAAAAAAUCCAAACAAAAAUCAUAAACUGUAUUUAUACACGCCGUAUAUUUUGUAAUUAAACGAUCGAAGGAUCUAUUUUUUAAA